This is a messenger RNA of Purpureocillium takamizusanense, 3417 nucleotides long. RefSeq lists its product as uncharacterized. The transcript has 4 exons. The coding region runs from base 530 to 2713 and encodes 727 amino acids. The record is from RefSeq and is a predicted model, not a curated record. Lineage: Eukaryota; Fungi; Ascomycota; Sordariomycetes; Hypocreales; Ophiocordycipitaceae.
GAACAACUGCACUUGCUGCCCAAGAAGUCGCCUCGCUGCCUCGGUGACCUUUUCUGUUUUCCUUCUGCUUCUCUCCAUCUCGGCCGUGACCUGGCAAACCUUUCGUGACGCGUCUCGUCUGCUCGUCUCGCGGCUGCAAACAUCCAAAUCUCCCGGAGCCUGCUGCUUUGGACGCUGCGCAAGCUCCGGCUUCAGCUCCAGCUUCAGGCUGCGGCACACUCACUCCCGUCGAUACCCGUCUGGCCUCACCGCAUAGCAGCUGCACAUCCCCCCCUCCGGAGGGCAGGACCCAAGCUCUCCAUCUCAUCGGAAGCCCGCUCCUUUCCCCGGAUCUGGGUGGCUCGCCUUCAUUUUCCGUUUCUUCCACAGACCCUAGGGCUGCCAGGCAAAAGCCUCGUUCGUUCCGGAGCAUCUCAUGCAAACCCACCGUUUGCCUGUGAACCCCCCACCACACACUGCGUUAUCGCUGUAGAUUUGGGACUCCUGCACAUACCGCAGCAUGCCACUGCUGCAAGCCUAACGUCUUCAGAUGGGGAACAACAAGCGGAAGACGCCCGCAGCCGUCGCGGGCGGCCCAAAGGAGCGUCACAAGCGCGCCCAGAGGCAUGCCAACGCUUCGCUUUCGCCCCAGCCGCCUCCGGGCCUGGGAGCAAAACGCCCACUCCCUCAGCCCAAGGACAAGCAUCACACCUACUUCGAAUUCGUUGAGAACAAGGACAGAAAGAAGAAACUCGAUUGCGUGAACGUUUCCACCUACAAGCCUCCUCAGGGCUACAGCUACAUUCCUGUCGGUCAUCCAGAACUGACCCGGCUCUGCAAAGAGCUAUCGCGAGAGCAGGGCGUCAAGAUCUAUAUUGUUUCAAACUGCGGUCUUUCCGGAACCCCGAGCUUUGCCAACCAGAUGAGCCGGAUGGGCUUUCAUUUUUCGUCUGCCAUCGUGGACAAGGCCAAAGAGAUGUUGUCCCUGGAUGACCUUUCGUACCCCAUCUCUGGUCCGUCUCGGGCUCCGGAACCCAUUCCAGAGUCACAAGCAGAGUACCACGCGCAGGCCGAUGCCGUGCUGCGGGACCUGUUUCCCCGGAUCCCCAAUACUGACCGCCAGAUCAUCAUCGAUCAUGCGUUCACGCGACGUGACCGCUACAAGGGUGAGCCACCUGUUGGCCUGUCUGCCGACAUGACGCUUGCGCGCAGAGUGCAGCUUGCAGUUCUUGCCCAUAUACGGCAUAGUCAUACUAGGUAUGACGAAUUGCUCAAAGAGAUGCAAUGGAUUGAUGCCAGAAGAAUUGUUCAGUCGACGUGCCUGGAUUUCCUCGUCAAGUGGCGGGGUGACGAAGAGACCGGACGCGACCAGCUCGAAGAGAUCCUGCGAGAGGUUGUCGUCAUCUCAGACUCCGAAGACGAAGAAGAGUCCGCCGACGAGGAGCUGUCGGGUCCCAACCCAGCUGCCCUCACAGGCCCUCAACAACCCGGAUUCUCCACGGCGGCAACUCGAGAGCCUUCGUCCCUAAGCCCGUCCCACCCCGUGGCGCAACCGCCCACCAACAACGUCCGUACUACCCAACGACUUCAGCGACGUGGUUUCAGGAGAUAUGCCGCUGUCCAGGUAGCAUGGGCCGCCGCUCGCGAGCGAAAUCGCGAAGAUCAGAACCAGGAGCCUCCACAAGGCGCGCCGGCAUCUGCCGAGGUGCCCAACGUGACUACGUCCCAUCUCCCCAAUGAGCCUCGUGCCCCCGUGAGCUUUAGCCUACCAGGACGGGCGCCAAGCUCGAAUGGCUACGUUCCGCAUACUGUGAGUCAGGAUGUCUCUGCCAUCCGGGGGCAAGCUCCGUACGCAGAGGUUCACCGUGCUGCCCGCCAGCCUCCUCUCGGUACAUCGGCGCCACGUCCUCCACGCGGUGACAGCCUCAGAGAUUUGGUCGUCCCCUCUAUCGAGGGCCCGGGGUAUGCCGUCUCCGGUGCCUCCAGUAUGUCCGACGAUCGGUUUGUGUUUCCACCGUCUCACCGGGGUGUGGGACCCUACACUGAACCUGUUUCCGUGCCGGUGGUCCACGAUGGGCAGCAUGGCUUCAUCGCGGGACCGCGAAGUGCUAACGACCGGCUGCCAUUCCCGCGCACAAGCCCUCGCGACUAUCACGCUGAAGGCGUUCUCCAGCAUCAGAUGUCUGGACACGAUCAGGGCGUACAUGGCACUGAGCGACGGGUGGAACAAAGCAUUCCUUACCCUCCUCGACCUUACGAUACCCCGCGCGCCGACGGCAAUUCGCAAACCUCUGGACGACCCGCGCCCGAUCGUAUUGUCGUGAAUGCUGCCGCACCGGGAAACCCGUCCAAUCCGAUCGUUAUGGAAGAUCGAGGCGGUUUCUACGAGAGAGUCUCAGUGCCCGAACCUGCCGGUCUGCCUAGCCGUCGAGUGACAGGCGUGCCGGCUCGACACAGGGUCGUCUCAGGGGAAGAAGGCUCCAGGAUCCUGCGAGAAACCCAAGGCGCGCCCGGGGUCGAGAUUAUCCCUCUUUCUCGUCCUGGCAACGCGACUCACUCAAUGCACCCCAACAGUAGCUUGGUGGCAGAUCGUGGUCUCGGACGUCCAUGGGAAGCCGCGCCGCAUCCUGCUCAAGGACAACCCGGUUAUCUUGAUGCAAACCACGGUUAUGCGCCACAGCCAGCAUUGGGACCGUAUCCACCUCCAUCGCCGCACGGUUAUCGGGAAGAGUAAGUUGGGCUGCGUCCCGCGUCACGUCCCGUUGUACGACGCAGGCCUUCUCACAUUGUCUAGGUCGCGAACCGGAGUCUUGCAUUCGGGUCAGCCAUUUCCGGUGCCUUUUCAGGCGGAGCCUCACUACCGUUAGAUAGUUCCGCCGCCGCCUCCAGGCCGCCAUGGCCAUUUCGGCCCGGAAUUUCCUGCUCGCACACCUUAUCCUGACGGAGUCCAUACACUCCGAUGAGCGGUGGUGCGACGUUCGUCGCGUUACCCGUUGACAGUGUCUUGUCUCGGCUUCCCGGCAACAAAGGCUUCAGCCUACACCCGAUGGAUUAACCCCGCGUACUAUUGUUUUGGCGGCAUUUAUGUGUCGCAUGGCGUUUGCAUCUCGUGAUGAAUGGUCGGCGUCGUUGCUGGGACGGAGGUUAGAACGCGGUUGCUCAGCGAUCGAUGCCUUAGUCAAUCCCUCAGAAAUCAUGUCUGAACGAGAAAACGAACGAAUACCCCCCUGCGCGUCUUGGAGACGGCUAGACAGUCUGGAACCAGCUGGCGAUGGAAUCAUGAGCAUUCAGGAUGACGGACGGCAUCAGUGUCUUUUUUUGUCUUUCCUUUGCAGGCAUGGCAGGCGAUGGGACGGCGUUUCGGACUAGAGAGCGAGCAUAUGUUGAGAGGUUUAUCUGCACGAGUACUAGAAGAAUCAUACAAUGUUUGACAUCCCA